Molecule: messenger RNA, 725 nt
Organism: Dermacentor andersoni
Lineage: Eukaryota; Metazoa; Arthropoda; Arachnida; Ixodida; Ixodidae
Gene: HemK2
Product: HemK methyltransferase 2
Biological process (GO): methylation
Cellular component (GO): eRF1 methyltransferase complex
Molecular function (GO): S-adenosylmethionine-dependent methyltransferase activity; protein methyltransferase activity; nucleic acid binding
Source: RefSeq, a predicted model, not a curated record
UACUCUGGUGUAAACAAAUCGCGGCGUGGAAGAAGCGCGUUUGGCGUGGAGUCGACAAAUGGAAACGCCGAUUGUAACUUGUUUCAGUGAAAGCGAAGCAGCCAGCGUGUAUGAGCCUGCCGAGGACAGUUUUCUUUUAAUUGAUGCUCUGGAAAAGGAGCUACCCGAAAUUGUCAAGAGGAGGCCGUCACUAUGCGUCGAGGUUGGCUCCGGUUCAGGGAUUGUUAUUGCAGCCAUAGCAAAAGCGUUAGGCCGCAGUUGUUGCUUCAUAGCCACUGACAUAAAUGAAAGGGCUGCGGCAAUGACGAAAAGAACUUGUGAAAGAAAUGGAGCGGACGUUGCCGUCGUUGUUAGCGAUCUCGUAGGAUGCCUUGCCGACCGCCUUGAAAAGAAAGUGGACCUUCUGGUUUUUAAUCCGCCUUACGUUGUAACGCCAACCGAAGAGGUGCAAGGUGAUCAGCUGCUGACUCGAUCCUGGGCAGGCGGCACAAAAGGCCGCGAGGUCAUGGACAGGCUGGCUCCAUACGUGUCUCAAUUACUGAGCGAUCAUGGCUUGUAUUUUCUACUUCUCAUCAAGGAAAAUGACCCUGAUGAUGUCUGCAAGUUGAUGUCCACACAUGGCCUACAGGGAAAAUGUGUUAUUGCUAGGCGAUGUGGAGCAGAACACCUUAGUGUCUUGCGAUUUGAAAAGUGCAUGAAUAAAUCCUGACAGUCCACAUUGUUAA